Talaromyces proteolyticus is the source of this 870-nucleotide messenger RNA. RefSeq lists its product as uncharacterized. Lineage: Eukaryota; Fungi; Ascomycota; Eurotiomycetes; Eurotiales; Trichocomaceae. The transcript is spliced from 2 exons. The coding region runs from base 316 to 756 and encodes 146 amino acids. The record is from RefSeq and is a predicted model, not a curated record.
GAAUAUGAUGGAUUUCCAGUGACGAGAGUGUCUGAUACGAGCCAAUACUAAAAUUACACGCCGUUGAGACACACCAUGCCGCAGCCAAUAAUACCAGUUUCCCAAGGCUGACGAACCGCGUGUUCUCUCGUAGCUGACUUAGACACUCACACACUCGGAUUAACACCCCAUAGCCAAACAGAACAGAACAACGGCGAGAUAUCGACUUGGUAACCUUUCCAAAAUGCAAUAAUACAGCCAAACUAUACAUCUACCACAUCUCAACAACCCGGGACCUGCACCCCGUGCGAAUCUGUAACUAUCUCGCCUUCAAUCAUGGGUCGCUCACUCGAUCUGGUCAAGACCCUCGCCAUCCCCGCCGUCAUCUCUCUCAGCCUGUACCUCCUCUUCGGCUACCUCAUCAUCCCAUUCUUCCGACGUUACCACCAACGAUACGCCCAAUAUCUGCCGCUCAACAGCAUAUCGGCACACACGAGCACGCUCCGCGAACGAAUAGCGGAUUCCCUAAUGCACUUUUUUCUGCCGUCAACAUGGCGGUUGCGACUCCGUAGGGGCGGCGGAGAGGAUAAUAAUGAUGCGAUUAGCAUUUUCGAUGAGGAAGGGGAGCAUAUGGCAGCUAUGGAUAUUGAUGCAGCGCGCAGAGAGGCGUUGGAGGCGAGGAGGAGUGCGAGCGAGGCGCAGAUGCGGCUGAGUAGGGAUUUGGAAGAGGGGUUUAUGGAUGAUAGUGAGGAAGAGGGGACAGAUCAUAGGAGGUGAUGUUAAGAGUACAUAUGUAGUUGUGGUCAGGCACUGUUCGGCGUUGGCUCGGCGUUGGCAUUGGGUGUUUGGUUUAAGUUCGUACAUGUAGAUAUUUGGUUCGUUAUUGUACAA